AAUUCAUUCUCUCAUAUUAUUGACACUAUAGAUUCGUGCUCUCUCGGUAUAAGUAAAUAACGCCUUUGUCAACUACAUCCACAAAAAUGGGUCAACUUCAAAGCAUGAUGUAUGAAACCCGAGUCGAGUUUGAUGAGAACGGCAACAACGGUUUGGUGGUAAUGGACAGAUACUUACCUGAAGAGUUAUUGAGUGAAAUAUUGUUCCACGUCGAUCAUAAGACUCUGUUGAAUUGUCAACUCGUUUGCAAGCGGUGGCAAUCAGUUUUGCAAAAUUAUGUGUGGAAGAGAAAAGCGGAAGCUGUAAUUGAACGACAUCUAGACUUCUGUGAAGAAAUAUCCUGGUUCCUUUACUACAGUAUCUGCGCUAAAAAAUCCUUGGAAAAAAAUUUAAUCAAGAACCACUCUGGCAAAAAUGGGCCAAGAAAGCAUUGGAAGAUAAUAACUGAAAAUGGAGAUAAUUGGGGAGUAGAAUGCCCCCCCAUCGGCGCUCCGCCGCUGCCCAUUUCUGAGCCUGUUUUUGAAGGCAAACAACAUUGCUUUGUCACAUCCUACUAUAACUGUAGCAAGCAACAAACUAUAGAUUUAAUUGCCGAGGGGUUGCUACCACAACUACUAGACAUAUUUCAACCACCCAUUGUGGUCAGCGAGUGGUACUGCUCCAGAGAAGAUUGCCCAGCUUCAUAUGAAUGUUCAGCUACACUAAUCGAUAAUUUUGGAAAAAUUAUGGACACCACUGAAUUCCGCGAUACCCUUGAAAAUGAGAGGCAAAACACUUGGUUUUAUAUCGAACAUGAAUUCACAAAUUAUGGGCCUGGAUUGAGGAAGGUGAUCUUUCAGCAUGCAGGUAUAGAUAGGAGGUUUUGGUCAGGACAUUAUGGCAGUAAAAUGGCUGGUGCAUGUGUUAAAGUAAAUCUUCCAAAAUACGAGUCUAUGAAUAUUAGAGAAACAGAAGAUCCUUAGUCAGUCAAAAUGGCUGGAGCAUGCGUCAAAGUAAAUCUGCCGAAGCAGAAG
Messenger RNA from Diprion similis, 1013 nucleotides. Its product is annotated as F-box only protein 44-like. NCBI's taxonomy places the organism in Eukaryota, Metazoa, Arthropoda, Insecta, Hymenoptera, Diprionidae. The record is from RefSeq and is a predicted model, not a curated record. Bases 87 to 962 code for a protein of 291 amino acids. Gene Ontology annotation, biological process: glycoprotein catabolic process; SCF-dependent proteasomal ubiquitin-dependent protein catabolic process. Gene Ontology annotation, cellular component: cytoplasm; SCF ubiquitin ligase complex. The transcript is spliced from 4 exons. Gene Ontology annotation, molecular function: ubiquitin protein ligase activity; protein binding.